AAUCUUCGUCCCAGAUGACACACUUGGCUGGAGUGAAAAGCAACCGCGUUCGCUUGGAUGACGUCGAAGCCGAGGCUUCAUACCAUGCGCUGGAGGAUGCGCCACAGCCUUCCUGCACAACCUCGGCACGGCCACAAUGCCAACGCCCGGUUGACGACUCCCUUCCACCACCAACACUGCCACCGCACUCUAUCCAAGAAGCAGUGGAAUUGUCCGUGCAAUGUUUUGACAUCCUGCACAAUACGAGCUCCAAGGCGGUCAAUCCUCCCAAGAGUCACGUGAAACUUCCCCGGUCCAAUGCCAUCUGCACGUCGCAUUACACGUGGUGGAGCUUCGUGCCCGUGUUCCUGUAUCGCACGUUUCGCAAGCCGGCCAACUUUUACUUUUUAACGAUCGGGUUUCUCCAAAUGAUUCCUCCGAUUUCCCCCACCAACGGAGUGCCGCUCCAGUUCCUGCCGUUGUCGAUUGUCGUCCUCAUUGACGGCAUCUUCGCCGCCAUCGAAGACUACCACCGCCACCGCGCCGACAACGACAUGAACGACACUCGUUGUCUCAGGUAUAACGUCACCUCCGGCGCCUUUGAGACCGCGGCAUGGAAGGACAUCGUCGUCGGCGACCUCCUCCAACUGCAAGACAACGACGUAGUGCCCGCAGACCUCGUGGUCGUCGCCACUGACGGCCAAGUGGCGGCGGGGUGCUACAUCGAGACGAAGAGCUUGGAUGGCGAAACCAACUUGAAACUGCGCGAGCCACUCCUGCAAGCUCAGUUUGACAACGUGGCGGAACCGGACAUCGCGGCCAUCUUGAACGGACUGGAGUUUGCACACGAUCAGCCGCCCACUCCAAACAUCCACGUGCAUCGAGGCGCCGUCCACUGCCGGAUGCCUAACACGCUAUCCGUAGAUGCGGAGGACAACAUGGUCACAUUGCCGAUAAGUGUGCAACACACUGCGUGGCGCGGAUGCAAGAUCCGCAACACCCAACGCAUCUGGGGCGUCGUGGCUUAUGUGGGGGUGGACACGAAGCUCAUGCAAGGCCUGAAAAUUCAAGCGAUGAAGCAGUCGACGAUCGACAGCGUCACAGACGCCCAGGUCAUUUUGCUCGUGGCGAUGCUCGUGGUUUUGUGCGUCGUGGGGGCGUCGUUGCACACGACGUGGAGCACGCCGGCCCUUCCAUCGUACUUGGGCAGGUCCGCCCCAGACAGUCCGUUCAUUGCAUCCUUUUUUUACUUUCUCAUUACGAUGGCGUCGAUCUUGCCCAUCACGCUCAACGUGUCCAUCACCGCCGUCAAGAACCUGCAAGGGUACUUUAUGACUCGGGACAAGGACAUGUUUGAUUCUGAUCGGAAUAUGCCCAUGCAAGCUCGGAACAAAGCCCUGAACGAACAACUCGGACAUAUCACGCAUAUUUUCUCGGACAAGACUGGAACGAUCACAUGCAACAAGAUGGACUUUCGCAAAUGCACCAUUCGCGGGGUUUCAUAUGGCAACGGCACCACGGCCAUUGGACGGGCCGCCGCCAGGGCCCAAUGUACGCCAAACAACUCGACCGACGCCACAGACGAAGGCAGUCACGACACUCCAGUCAUUCCAAACGUUCGUUUCCAAGACCAGCGUCUGUACGCUGACUUGGAUGGCGCCUCGGGCCCAGAGCAAGCAAAGGCGAUUCGGUGGUUUUUCACACACUUGGCGCUAUCCCACAGCGUGUUGCUCGACGCCCGCCGAGAAUUUGCAGCGUCGUCGCCAGAUGAGCUGGCGUUGGUGAGCGCUGCAAAGUACUUUGGCUUUGCUUUCGUGGAGCGGCAUCCUGGGUCCAUCAUCGUCCAGCUGGCCCAAGACGGAUCCUCCGAAACGUACUACCUGCUGGCUGUGUUUGAGUUUACAAGUGCUCGCAAACGCAUGUCGGUGGUCGUCCAGAGUUGCAACGCCAGCCAAGACGUCGUCGUCCUGAGCAAAGGCGCGGACUCGGUCUUAUGGCCUCGGCUACGCUCGGAUGCGUGGGUGGAAGCCACCAAGUCUCAUUUGCACGGAUUUGCCACGGAAGGCCUGCGCACCCUGGUUAUAGCAUCCAAAACGAUUGCCUUGGACGAAUGGGAACGCUUUUACGCCGAGUACCAGCUCGCCCAAGUGCACAGUGCCGAACGGGUGGAGCAGCUGCAGGAUGACAUGGAGGACAACCUGACGCUCUUGGGCGUGACGGGGAUCGAGGACCGACUGCAGGACCGUGUGCCAGAAACCCUCGAGUUGCUGUCCAAGGCUGGUAUUGGGCUGUGGGUGCUCACGGGAGACAUGCAGGAAACCGCCGUGAAUGUUGGCUACGCCUGUUCCCUACUCACCAACGACAUGGACAGGUACAUUGUAAACGCCCACACGUGCCCCACGCGCAUCAGCUUGUUGCACCACUUGGACGAGUUGUACAAUCGCUUGGUGGGGUCAGCCUCGUCGUUCACUUCGCACCAGGCGGCCAUAGUCAUCGAUGGCACGUCGCUGUCACUGCUUUUGCACGGCAAGAGUACUCGUACCGAUCCAGACUACACCUCGACUUCCACCGACGCGCUGCACUUUCUCCGCGUGGCUCUGCUUUGUCGGGUGGUCAUCGCGUGCCGGUGCUCGCCGUCUCAAAAGGCGCGGCUGGUGGAACUGGUCCAAGUGCACUGUGCCGACGCCCGGACGCUGGCGAUUGGCGAUGGAGCGAACGACGUGCCGAUGAUCAGCACGGCGCACGUGGGCGUGGGCAUCGCUGGCGAGGAAGGCCGACAAGCAGUCAAUUCGAGCGACUUUGCCGUGGGGCAGUUUCACUUUCUCGCGAGGUUGGUGCUCGUGCACGGCCGGUGGAACUACACCCGAGUGGCGCACUUGAUUGGGUUUACAUAUUACAAGAACAUUGUGUACUGCAUGUCCAUGUUCUGGUUCAUGCUGACGUACUCGGCGUACUCUGGCGCGUUGAUCUACGCCGUGUUCAUUCAGCAAGGGUACAAUCUAUUCUUCACGGCACUCCCGAUCAUUGCAUAUGCCGUGCUCGACCAAGACGUCCCUGCUAACAUUGCGAUGGCCCUUCCGCAGCUGUACCACGUCACAGGACGUCGGCUGUUCGAUCGACAUCAAUUUUGGACGUGGAUAUGCCUGGGCGUGGUGGAUUCUGUGCUUUUGCUCUACUUUGUGACGCUGUCCAGCGUAUUGGUCGACCCAUUCAGCGCCACGACGUCACUUCUUACCCUCGGGGACUUGGGCUGGACUGCGCUUUGCUUGUUUAUGAAUAUCCGCAUCAUGCUGGUCGUGUCAACUUGGAAUAGCUUCCUCCUUGCUUCGAUUGGCAUCAGCUUGGGCUUUGUCUAUGGCCUGCAGAUUGCCAUCGACGUCUUGUGGCUGCAAGUGCCUACGUGGGAGGCUCCGUACUGGUGGCUUCUGCACUACCCCAUGACGUGGCUCGUUCAGCUGCUGGUACUGGUGGGGAUUGUGAUCAAAGACGUUUGGUAUGCCGCGUAUCAGCGGAGGUUCCACCCCACGGUAUUGGACUUGGUGCAAUCAGCAACUCCAACCCAGCGAGCCACCACCGGCCGGCCCUCUCUGGAGUCUCUUCAGUCGAUUGAGUUUCCCCCUGUCAAGUGGAUUCUGCCACAUCUGCACAGUCUGCAUGACAAUAUGGAGCCAGACACGUCCGUCCCCACCGAGCGCAUGCGACAGGAGGGCAGCCAUCACGGGUUUGCCUUUGGCCAACCUGCCAACAUCCUUCGAUGGCUCUUGCGCAAAGUACCUACCUACCUUUAGCCAUGAUAUAUGAAGUUUCCAACUAUAAUACUAUAGAGCAAGCCCCUCUACGCGACGGCACUUCCUCAACCAAGAAGGUGGGACACGACGUUCCUGCAGUUUGUGCUGGCGUCGGCGUCGGAUGUGUUUGAGAAUGAGCGGUACCAGCCGUUUCUGGGGUUUGGGCACACGUAUCCAGGGCACUUGCUGCCGUCGGACAGAGGCCACUGGAGCAACGCGACUGGUUCUGUCUCGACCAACCAGGAUAUUUCCACGGCCCUCUUGACUCUGGACGAAAAUCCCAACGGCGACGACCACGGAUGGGAAUACGCGUGGGAUUUUUCCCAAUUUCCCCAACGAACGUGCCAUCGCAAGUUGGGUUUGGUGCGGCGGCGGCGGUGGGUCGUGCGAGACGUGGCUGCUGCACCUGCUUCUACUGCGGUGUAGUCUAUAUGCUACAGUAUAUAGUCAUAUACAAAAAGCAUACUGUUGUACUUUGUAAACUGC
Molecule: messenger RNA, 4253 nt
Organism: Aphanomyces astaci
Lineage: Eukaryota; Oomycota; Saprolegniomycetes; Saprolegniales; Verrucalvaceae
Exons: 19
Coding region: 15-3767 (1250 amino acids)
Biological process (GO): phospholipid translocation
Cellular component (GO): plasma membrane
Molecular function (GO): ATP binding; ATPase-coupled intramembrane lipid carrier activity; magnesium ion binding
Source: RefSeq, a predicted model, not a curated record